Fukomys damarensis (Damara mole-rat) is the source of this 936-nucleotide messenger RNA. RefSeq names its product olfactory receptor 2G3. Gene Ontology annotation, biological process: G protein-coupled receptor signaling pathway. NCBI's taxonomy places the organism in Eukaryota, Metazoa, Chordata, Mammalia, Rodentia, Bathyergidae. The annotation marks the transcript as partial. Gene Ontology annotation, molecular function: G protein-coupled receptor activity; olfactory receptor activity. Gene Ontology annotation, cellular component: membrane. The transcript has 2 exons. The record is from RefSeq and is a predicted model, not a curated record.
AUGGAAAGGGGAAACAUGAGCUUUCCCAACACCUUUGUCCUGCUGGGCUUCUCAGAGUUUCCCUGGCUGGAGAGGCCCCUCUUUGCAGUGGUCCUGGUCUCCUACAUCCUCACCCUGGUGGGGAACAGCUCCAUCGUCCUCCUCUCCCUGGUGGACCCCAGACUCCAGACACCCAUGUACUUCUUCCUGGACAACCUCUCUCUGCUGGACCUCAGUCUCACCUGCACCACUGUGCCCCAGCUGCUGGUCAACCUGUGGGGACCAGACAAGACUAUUGCUUCCUGGGGAUGCAUCACACAGGCCUAUAUAUUUGCUUUAACAGGCUGUGCUGAAUACAUCCUGCUGGCCGUGAUGGCCAUUGAUCGCUAUGUGGCCAUCUGCCAACCCCUCCGGUACACUCUCAUCAUGCGUCCCUGGGUGUGUGUGCAGAUGGCUGCUGCAUGCUGGUCAAGUGGCCUGGCCAGUUCUCUGCUCCAAGCUACACUUACCCUAAAGCUCCCCCUCUGUGGGCACCACACCCUAGACCACUUGUUCUGCGAGGUGCCUGUGCUCAUCAAGCUGGCCUGUGGGGACACAACAGCUAAUGAGCUAACCCUGGCUAUAGGUGCCAUUCCUUUUUCAGGGGUGGCUCCCCUGAUGGUGGUCAUCUCCUACACCUUCAUUGCUAGGACUGUACUGAAGCUCCCUUCAGCUGAAGGAAGGCACAAGGCACUCAGCACCUGCAGUUCCCACUUGCUGGUGGUCACCAUGUUCUUUGGCCCUUCCAUGUACAUGUACCUCCAGCCCCCUGCCCACAACACACAGGCCAAGUUCACAUCUUUCUUCUACUGUGUGAUCACCCCAGUGCUCAAUCCACUCAUCUACACCCUGAGAAACAAGGAUGUGAAGACGGCAUGGAAAAGGGCCCUUCAAUCCCAGGCCAGAGGAUUAACUUCA